Messenger RNA from Octopus bimaculoides (California two-spot octopus), 1584 nucleotides. RefSeq names its product sperm microtubule associated protein 2-like. The record is from RefSeq and is a predicted model, not a curated record. Lineage: Eukaryota; Metazoa; Mollusca; Cephalopoda; Octopoda; Octopodidae. Gene Ontology annotation, biological process: spermatogenesis.
UUAUGCCUAUAAUAAAGAAAAGAACGAAUACUAUUAGCAGUAACUUUGAUGUUUCAAGCCAAUUAAUCUAUCUAUCUGACUGUCUGUCUGCCUGCGCGCGCGUUUGUGUAAAUGGACAGGCGAGAGAGAUAGAUUGUUAAAACAUACGAAAGACAAGGAAAAAGAAAAGAAAAAUAAUAUCAACUAUUUACUGAAGAAAGACAGACAAAGCAAAUACCAUCACCAACUUGAAUCAUAUUUUCGAAGAAGACAAACCGUUUGUGACGUGUUCGAUGACAUGACAAUUUCGACUAGAAUAACUGUCUUGUAGUUCGACUUUUGUCCUUCCGUAUAGAAAGGUCUACAUAUACCAAGAAAUGGGAAUUUUGGCCCAUCAAAUUGUGAACUAAAAGGGGAGGAGAAAAAAAACUAAAGAAAAUAAAAAAAACAAAUCAAGUUUCUGGAAUAUUCUAAGAGUUUCACUGAAGACAGGAAGUGGAAAAUUUACGUUUUGGUAAAACUAGUGCAGAUCUGCCUCAAUUAUUAUACAUCAGCAGCGAAUUAUACACACUAGCAGUGAGGUAUAUACACACUAGCAGUGAGUUAUAUACUCCAGCAGGGAUUCAUAUACCCCAGCAGUGAAUUGUAUUCCUUUCUGAAAACUAGUAAUUAUCAAACAGCCAGCAUCAUGGCAGUGUCUCAAAGACUUAUGGUUCUUUCUCAAUCCAAGCAAUUACACGCAAGAUAUGUUCCACCCAGAGCAACAGCCCAGUGGCCAGUGUCAACUACUGCCCUGAAUGCUAAUUGCAGUCCAAGAGUGAUUAACCUUGCAGUUUCAAAGAAAUUUCAUCCAAAUUUUGUAGCAUCAAGACCAGUGCCAAUUGAAGUGUCACUGUCAGCCAGAAAUGCAAAACCAUCACCUCGACUUCGUGUACUUGCUGUACCAAUAGUACGUCACUCAGUGUGUAAGCUUGUGGAAUUUCAGAAAAGUAAGUUGUAUGAAGACAAAAAAGACUCUGUUAGCAGUAGUACAAACUAUUCACAGCUGGAAAUCUUAGAAAUCAGAAAGUUACCUCGUUCAUAUAACAGAAUGAGUCAACAGAUUCAGCAGCCCUUUCCCAAGUCAACAUUGAAUAUAAAAACACCACCAAGGCUGGUAGAACUAAGCAUACCACUGUCUAGGAAACUGAUUAAGGACACAUACAACCCUUUCAAAGUUAACCCCACCUCACAGCAUGCGGUUGCUAGUGAACGUUUAACAGAACUUGCAAAACCAAAGACACACCACCUUUAGUCCACUAUGUUAGCUUUCAUGUUUUCUACAGGAAUAUUUAUCUUUCGUGUUUCUGAAACGUUUUUCUUUGACACAAAAGUUUGUGGCCAGGCAUUUCAGAAAAAAUAAGUAGGAAAAAUAAAAGAAGAAAAGGAACAUAGGCAAAAAAAAAAAAAAAAAAAAAAAAAAAAAAAAAAAACAAGAAAAACUCACUGAAAUUAUAAAUAUUGUCUGACUGAGAAACAAAAGAAUGAAAUGAUUUUUGUAUCAGUGGUUAUACACAAAAGAUAAUAUGUAUUAUAUAUUAUUUUGUGAAAUAAAGCAUUAUUUGA